UAUCGUCAAAUGUCACCGUGAAAAUUCAUUUUCAUCAUCACCCAUUUAAUUUUCUGCAGCAUUUUCAUUUCCACUUAUUAUAAUUCGUGUUUAUCAAUUGAAGAUCGAUUGCUAAAUUAAUUCAAGUAAAAAAUAAGUUUUCGGAUUAAAUUGCCCACACACCUCAAUCAUGUUCGAAGAUGCCGAUAAUUUUGCCGAUUUAUUUCGUGGUGGUUUCUCCGUUUUAUUGGUUACCAUCCCAUUAUUAGUUAUUCUAUCGUCCAGCCCGGUGUUGGCCUCAAAUGAGUUCACCAUCGAACGGAUGGCACAAUACGAUGUACAUGGAGUCCCAUACGGUUGCCGAGCCUCGAGUAUAAAUUUAGAAGCGAAAUCACUACAGACAUGGACAACGUCGCGGCAUUGCGUAAUUACGAGGUUCCAAGAUUUGACGGUCGAUCAGUUCCGUGAGAUUCGGGCAAAGGCUGGUGGAGUUAUUAUCUUACUGCCUGAAAAUUUGUCUCUUCUGAGCAAUGAGGAGAAACAGCAAAUCUACACACUAGAGCAGGCAAUUAUGGCCCAAGAAAUUUCGAUCCCAGUCUACUUCUCGAAGUUUGACCCCGAGCUGAGUAACAUCAUUGAUGAGAUAUCGACCAGCAAGGAAAAACAAGAGACAUCCAAGAACAACAAAAGAGAAUCGGCGAUCAGUGAAAUAAUCAACUCGAUUUCGGCCAAUGGAUACCAGGUAGUGGUAUCGGGAGCUAGUCAUGUAGUCAAUAAACAAUCCAAAAUCCCGAUCAUACAAGGCGAGUUGGCACCAACAAAAAAUAUCAAAGCCGAUGGAAACGUUGAAAUCAACACGAAAUUGCCAUUGAUCAUAAUCACUGCGCACUUGGAAACAUUCGGAUUGGUCAAUCAUCAACUACCGAAUUUGGACGUGACUGUAUUCAUGUCACUAGUAUCGGCAUUCAGUAAAAUCCACAGCAGUGCAACGACAUCGCCGAAAUAUCGCAUUAUGUUCUUGCUGUCGGAGUCGGGCGCCUUAUUGAACUUCCAAGGAAUGAAAAAGUGGCUGGACUCGAAUCUGGAUGAAAAUAUGCAGAUUCAGAAUGCAGAAUUCGUGUUGUGCAUCGAUGGCAUCGGUCAGCAGUCCGACACAAACACAUUGUACAUGCACGUAUCAAAGCCACCGAAAGAAGGAACCCACAUGAACAAUUUCUAUAAGCAGCUGCGAACGACAGCCCAAAGCUACGAAAAUGUGACGGUCGAGGGUAUACACAAGAAAAUCAAUUUGGCUGACGUGCAAUUGGCAUGGGAACAUGAACGGUUCAGUAUGAAACGGAUGGCCGGAUUCACAUUGUCCAGUUCGAAAUCGCAUAAGGAUCCGUUGAGAUCGACCAUAUUUGUGGAAAAUCAAGAGCAAAACUUGCAGACGGCUCAGCGAAACGCUAAGAUUCUUGCCGAGUCGCUGGGUGCCUAUGUGUUCGGAAAUAAUAACGGAGAAUUGUUCUCUGGUGCAUCGGCUAUUUCAAAUGAAUUGGUCAAACCGUGGCUGCAUAUACGAUCGACCCAAAUCAACAACGACUUGAAGAACGCAUUUGAAAAGUAUUUGAAAAAUGUUAAAGUCACCUACGACAAACCGGACGCUCGAGAGCCAGACUUUAUGCUGUACGAUGGUCAUCAGGGUACACUGAAUGUCUACAGUGUGAAGCCGGCCGUAUUCGAUCUGUUUUUAACAUUUGUGAUAGUCGCGUAUUUAGGUUCCGUUUAUCUGGUGAUCGUAUCGUUUCCGACACUGUACGGUGCAAUGUGCAAAUUAAGCAAUACUAAAGUAAAAGCAAACUGAAAUCAAAAUUGUAAAUCGAUUAGUUAAGGGGAUAUUAUCGGUGUGGUUCAAUCUUUUGUUUUUAUUACUGUUGUCGAUUGAGUGAGGUUAUCAUAUAACUGCCUUUGUUGUCAUAAUCCUUUUGUACGAAUAAAAAACAUUUUUUUACUUGUACUACCACCAUCCAUUCCUUUGUUAGUUUACAUCAUCCAAAGAACAAUAAGAAUAAAAAGCAGAUUGUAAGAAG
Bradysia coprophila is the source of this 2048-nucleotide messenger RNA. RefSeq names its product BOS complex subunit ncln. Gene Ontology annotation, cellular component: membrane. NCBI's taxonomy places the organism in Eukaryota, Metazoa, Arthropoda, Insecta, Diptera, Sciaridae. The record is from RefSeq and is a predicted model, not a curated record. Gene Ontology annotation, biological process: regulation of signal transduction.